CUGCCGGGAGGGAUGAGCUGCAGUCCGUAGGUUUGCCCAAAAUGGCAGCCUUGGAGGAGGGGUUCACGUUGUCUGCGGUACCCUUGGGUGCCGGGCCUCACGGACUCCUAGGCGUGGAGCAGAGCGACAAAGCAGAUCAGUUUUUAGUGACGGACGGCGGCAGGACCGUCAUCCUCUAUAAGGUUUCUGAUCAGAAACCCUUGGGAAGCUGGUCGGUGAAACAAGGUCAAAUUAUAACAUGUCCAGCUGUAUGCAACUUUCAAACUGGAGAGUAUAUUGUUGUACAUGAUAAUAAGGUUUUGAGAAUAUGGAGUAAUGAAGACGUAAACCUGGAUAAAGUAUUUAAAGCUACAUUGUCUGCUGAGAUAUAUAGGAUACAUUCAAUACAAGGGGCAGAACCCUUAGUGCUCUUCAAGGAAGGUGCUGUCCGUGGCUUAGAGGCCUUGCUCGCAGAGCCCCAGCAGAAAAUUGAAACUGUUAUCUCUGAUGAAGAAGUGAUUAAGUGGACAAAGAUUUUCAUGGUAUUUAAGCAUACUGUUCUAAUUUUUAUUACUGAAAAACAUGGAAAUUACUUUGCUUACAUACAAAAGUUCAACUCACAUACCUUAAGCAAAUACACGCUCUUACUUGGACAAGAAGAAAAAUCUGUUAUACAGAGUUUCAGCGCAUCUGUGGAUCGGAACUUCAUCUCUUUGAUGUCAUUAAGCUCUGAUGGAUGUGUAUAUGAAACCUUGGUACCAAUACAUCCACGUGACCCAGAGAAAGAUCAGAGGGUGGUUAGAUCACUGUUGCUCAAGACUGUGGUGUCUGGUGAUGCUCGAAAUGGUGUUGCACUCACCGUCCUGGAUCAAGAUCAUGUAGCGGUCCUAGGACCACUGCUGCCGUCUUCCAAGGAAUGCGUCUCCAUAUGGAACACAAAAUUUCAAACACUACAGGCUUCCAAAGAACUACCACAGGGGACCAGCGGUCAACUCUGGUAUUAUGGGGAAAAUUUAUUUGUGCUACAUGGAAAAUUUCUUACGGUGAUUCCGUACAAGUGUGAAGUAUCUUCAUUAGCAGGUGCUCUUGGAAAACUCAAGCAUAGUCAAGAUCCAGGCACUCAGACUGUGCCUCACUUUGUAAACUGGGAAACAUCUCGGGGACAUAGAUUUGGAUCCCAGAACUCAGAGCAGUCAAAGAGAAUUUUAAGGAGAAGAAAACCUGAAGUGAGUGUACAGAAUCCAGCAUCCAAACAACUUCUAUCUGCUAUAAAGAAAGAUUCAGAAAAACACAUUGAAGAAGAACUAUGUAAAUUUUUGGCUAUUAAACCAACACCUGACUUUAAUACUAUUAUUGGAGACAUAGUAUCAGAACUCCUGGGAAGACACAAAGCAGAACCAUCAUUUUAUCCUCGGAACUCUUUGAUGCAGCUUAUCCAAACACACGUGCUUUCUCAUAGCUUAUGCCCUGGCUUGAUGGAGGCUGCCUUAGAAAAGGCAGAUGUACAGAUGUUACAGCUCUGUCUACAACAGUUCCCUGACAUUCCUGAAUCAGUCACCUGUGCUUGCUUAAAAAUUUUCUUGAGCAUUAGUGAUGGCAGUCUUCAAGAAGCAGAAAUCAAUAUGGAAUCAGUUUCUGACUAUAGUGAUUCUGUGCAAGAAGAGAAAAUGGAAGAGCAAACGGAAGUUCUUCACAAUGGCUUCAAUGCUGAAGAAGAAAACUGUGGUAACUGUGAUCGGGAGUUAAACAAAAAGCCUCAGGAUGCAGCAGAGGAGACCACGUCGUGCCCUGUGAUACCAAAGAGAGCAGCUCUGCUAAAUGCAAUUCUUCAUUCGGCUUACAGCGAAAUGUUUCUUCUGCCUCACUUGAAAGACAUUCCAGCACAACAUGUCACUCUAUUUCUCCAGUAUUUGUAUUUCCUUUAUCUGAAGUGUAGUGAAAAUGCUACUAUGACUCUUCCUGGGCUACACCCUCCAACCCUGAACCAAAUUAUGGAUUGGAUAUGUCUACUUCUGGAUGCUAACUUUACUGUUGUUGUGAUGAUACCAGAAGCAAAAAGGCUACUGUUGAGUCUUUACAAGUUUGUGAAAUCCCAGGUUUGCAUUUGUUCCGAGCUCAACAAGAUUGAAGUAAGUUUUCGUGAGCUGCAGAAAUUAAAUCAAGAAAAGAACAAUAGAGAAUUAUAUUCAAUUGAAGUGCUGGAACUCUUCUGAUAUAACCAGUUCUCCUUCACAGACGUUUUAUGAGCCUCUUUUAUCUGAUUUCUUCCUGCUUAUCCAGGCAAGGGAUGUGUUUUGUUUGUGACUCUCGCUGUCAGUGACAAGAGAAAUGUGUCCUCUAGUACCUGGGCCGUCACUUACGGAUGCUUCUGGGUUGGACUGUAGGUUUCACGUGAACCUAUUUUAGUUUAUAGACAUUGGUGGGGAGAGGUUCCGAAGCUUUUUUUAAAUAUGUAACUGAGCUGAUUUUAAGUAAACUUAUUUGUGUAUUGAUAAAAAUCUGAUUUCUUACCAUGUUUUUUGAUUAGUUCUUCAUUUAGUUAAAGAAAAAAAAAUCACCAUAGAAACGGUGAUUUUAAGAAGAAUGUAGUUUUAUCAGAGUCAGAAGCUGUCCCAGUGCGUCUAAGCUCUUGGGUGACAAAGGAGGUGAAUUCUGUAAGCAGGGUGGGGAAGGGUCUUCAUACAGACAUAUGCUUCUCUUCUGCCACUUCCUUCUGUACUUUACCUGCUUCCACUUACGUUCUUUACAUGCUCAGGUGUUGAACAAUACCUCAUUCUAUUUAUUAUAUCUCAGAUUAUCUUCAUGAUUAGUUGGUAAUUUAGGUUUCUCUUCUGAAAAUAGUUUUUUAUAGGUUGACUGACCAUAGAAUUCCCUGUUUUAAUUCUUUGGAUUUAGGGCAAGUGAGGGACUUUAUGUAGACAAAAUGGUAUUUUGUUUCUUGAAAAGAAACUCAAAUUUAUCUUUGGUAAAAGUGAAAUAAUUCUUUCAGGUGAUGAAUAAGAUCUCUAUAAAUAACUUGAAACACUUCUGAGCUGUGCAAGUCUCUGUUAAGUAAAUCGUUUUGAAACCUGUUUUAACUUGAAGGGUUAGAAUAAGUUAAAAACAAAAAUUCCUGUAAAUUCUAGUGCAGAAAUGCAAGUUCCAGUGUGAUUGUAGAGAUCAGCGUUACAGAAUCCCAGCUACUUAACAUAAUUUGCAUCGGAGAAGGGCUUCAUUUUAGGCUGGCACUCUCGGUACACUUUAGUUACAACUAUGGCAGAUAACAGACCGCUGCUGCUUCUCAGUCUGCUAAAUCUGUCUUUAAUCCUGAGAGAAAAGAUUACAAGGGUAACCCCGUAUAUUAAUUGUCACGUUCACUUC
Molecule: messenger RNA, 3339 nt
Organism: Enhydra lutris kenyoni (northern sea otter)
Lineage: Eukaryota; Metazoa; Chordata; Mammalia; Carnivora; Mustelidae
Product: nucleolar protein 11
Exons: 18
Coding region: 42-2192 (716 amino acids)
Biological process (GO): maturation of SSU-rRNA
Cellular component (GO): nucleolus; nucleus
Molecular function (GO): protein binding; RNA binding
Source: RefSeq, a predicted model, not a curated record